UGCGGAGUAUUCUGUUUUACAUACCAGUAACCAGGUUGUCAGCUCAUAUUAAAGGUCCUGUCCCGGAUUUCCCAGUUGUCGUCCAUAACCUCUUGACCCAAACAAGUUAAGUUCCCAGACAAGUCUGUCUCUUCACCUUUCAGUAUCACAUCACCUCCCGGCCAUAUCUUAAUCCAUCAUGCAGCUCAUCAACUUCCUUCCCGCCGUGCUCCUCACAGCCGCCUCCGUCUCGGCCUCGCCGAUUCAGCACAGUCCCCGGCAGGAUCAAGCCGGCUGCAGCGAGACCUCGUUCCAGUCGUUCGCCUGGCUGGCUCGCCAGUUUGACUUUCACGCCUCCUACAUCUUCACCACCCCGGCGCACCAGAACUCAUGGGGCUACGUCUCAUUCGACCUGUUCAACCCGGCCGACCAGAGCGCGACACACUGCCAGGCCGCGAGCAACCAGCUGAGCGACUUCUUCUAUGGCACCAUGCAGUACGAGUGCGAUGACGAGGCCGCGGGGCGGAUCGGCAGCACGAGCUUCGAUUUCGCCCGGCCGACGAACCAGCUGAGAGUCAACCAGACGUGGACAUGCUACGACAAUGAGCCCGAGUACCCUGUCACUUUCACUGGCCGUGGCGAGUUUAAUUUCACGCUUGCCUGCACCGAGACAACAUACCAGAACCCCAACUGGACCUUGGGCCAGAUUUAUUCCAGCCGCGACAUCAGGUGCGCCAUCGUCGAUGAGACCAAGAUUGUACCCUUUGAGAUGACGGCUAUUGCGUGAGCUACGGGGACCUACGACUGUAUGCACCUUGAGUGGAAUGCCUUAUGAUGAUGGAUCCGGAUCUGGUAGGCUUAUAGAGACCAAGAUCGGCGGCAUGACUGGAAAGAUUAGGUUUAAUGAUGGCGCUUUGAUAGAUGUAAUGUAUAAUCGUCUAACUACGAUGAUGAGAGAGGUCUAAUUUAGAUACCUACAGUGCUACCUCGGUACCAGUACUGACAGGACCUUGGACAGUUGACAAAGGCCCCGUCCUAUGAUCUAUCCCACUUACCCCAUACAUCCACUUUUAGCUGGGAAGAAUCAGUGAACCGAGGUACAACCAUUGCGUAUCAGCGACGUCAUCUCCUGUGCUGACGUAGAUCCACUAACCUCUCCAGAGCCACAAGUAGUAUCAACACU
Canariomyces notabilis is the source of this 1162-nucleotide messenger RNA. RefSeq lists its product as uncharacterized. The transcript is spliced from 2 exons. NCBI's taxonomy places the organism in Eukaryota, Fungi, Ascomycota, Sordariomycetes, Sordariales, Chaetomiaceae. The record is from RefSeq and is a predicted model, not a curated record. Bases 179 to 766 code for a protein of 195 amino acids.